Messenger RNA from Amphibalanus amphitrite, 4186 nucleotides. RefSeq lists its product as uncharacterized. NCBI's taxonomy places the organism in Eukaryota, Metazoa, Arthropoda, Thecostraca, Balanomorpha, Balanidae. The coding region runs from base 145 to 3222 and encodes 1025 amino acids. The transcript is spliced from 22 exons. The record is from RefSeq and is a predicted model, not a curated record.
GGUACGGCGCACUGUUCGCCGAGGCCCGGUCGAGACACCACCCCGGCCCAGCACCGUCCGACGCCGACGGACUGGUGAGAGCUCAGCGACCCGUCUGGCACUGCGGCUACCGGGCGCCGGCCGACUGUCAGCCAUAGGACGAGAAUGGCGUUUUUAUGGGCAAUAUUCGUGUCGGCCGUUGGUCUGGCGAUAGCCGAGUCGCCAGUCGCACCGGAGUCCCCUAUGCCAGAGUCUAGUAGUCAGCUGAAGGUCUGGUGUAACAACGUGGAGGAGGGAGAGAAACUGCUCAUCGGCCGGAAGAACACCACCCUCCAGAGCGCGUGUGACCUGCGGGCCGAGAUUACUCCCGCGGCCGUUGGCAGUUUGGUGCUGGCAUUUGCAGUUCAGUCCCUGACAGACAUGGGGACGUCAGGCAGCAUCCACGGCACCUUCCUCGGCGUCCCGAAAAUCUACGGUCUCGUCAACAAAACAGAAGAGUUUACGGAGAGUAACCUGUUCGCGAUCCGCUCGAUUGAGCUGGACGACAUUCCUCUGAGUGGUAUGCGCGCCUACCUGGACGGCUGGUGCGGCACUGUCUACCUACUGGCCGCGCUGCUCAACGGCUCGGAUACAGUCGACAACACCAUCAUCACGGCCAGGAUGGAGUGCCCCGAUGAGACCGGCGUGGACCUGGUGCCAGAGGUGACCGCUGAUCCCUCAUGGAGACUGGACAAUUACGGGGCGCUCCUCUUCAAUCCGUACGAGACGAUGAACAUCCCCAUCCGGAUCGCGGUUCGAAACAACGGCAGCUCGGCCCUGUCGGCCCGCACCGACCCCGACGCGCUCCGGAUCUGGGUCUACUUCAAACGCAACUACCUUCAUUCCAACAACACAAUUGUGCCGCUCAACAUGUCCACAUUCGAGCUGAUGCCUUCACCCGGAGACGUCAUGAUCAGCAUCGACAACAUCAUCAACCGGACUCGGCCCGGCAGCCCAGCGAUCGGGGCCGGUUCGUCUGUGGAACUGACUCUCACCCAGCUGAAGCUGCCCGAGCACCAGUGUGGGGACGGCAUCAUCGUGAUCAGCGUGGACCCGCUCGGAGAGAUCACGGACACCCAGAGGGGCAACAACGCCGUCGGCAUCCGCGUCCAAAGUCCCUGCCAAGCUGAUGCCGGUCAGUGUUACGUGUACGGCACGCCCGAGCCCGGCGUCUCGCUGGUGGCGCUCCACCACAGCUACUCGUCCAUGCCCUCCAACAUCAUCAAGCUGCACGCCGCCACUGCCGAGAUCCAGCGGCUGCCGCCCGCCUACAUGCUGACCGCCAGCCAGCGCCUGGAUAUGGUGAAGGCCGUGAGUCUGUCGCACGCCAUCCAGGCGGAGGCCAACCGGCUCCAGGACAUUGGCAGCUGUGACGGGGUGUCCGAUCUGCUCUAUCACGGCCUCUCCUGGGAGCACUCUGUGCUGAGCCGUCUCUCGCAGGGCCUGGUCGGUGCUGGCGAGGUGAUCAGCGGUGUCUCCGCCAAGUCUGAGUUUGAGUACGACCAGCUGCGCCUUCUGAGCACGCUGGCCUCCACCAUCGGCCAGAUGCUGCAGCAGAAGGGCAGCCUGCGCACCAUCCUCAGCACCAUCAUCCACGGAGACAUGUCCAUGUUCUCGCACAUUCCUGGGAUUGGCGGCACGCCCAACAGCCACGAGGGAAGCGGUGGGUACGACGGCAGCUUUGGCGGCGGCGGCUACCCCGGCGGCGGCUACCCCAGCGGCGGCUACUCCGGCUACCCCGGCGGCGACUCCUGGAGCUUCCACACAGCAGGUGGCUCAGGAAGCUUCGACUACUCGUCACCCGGCCCACGAGACUAUGACUAUUCAGGAGGGUACGACUAUUCGGCUGGUGGCUCAAGAGGAUACGACUAUUAUGGAAGCGGUUCAGGUUACGAUUAUGAUUAUUCUGGAAGCGGUUCGGGAGACGACUAUUCCUACUCUAUUCCAAGAGAUUACGAAUUUUAUGGAAGCGGUUCAGGAGAUUACGACUAUUCCUAUUCUGGAAGUGGCUCGGGAGGAUAUGACUACUAUGGCAGCGGUUCAGGUUCGGACUACGACGAUUACGGAAGCGGAUCCGAUUCAUACGACUAUUACGGAAGCGGAUAUGGUUCAUACGACUAUUACGGAAGUGGAUAUGGUUCAUACGACUACAGCGACUACCCCGAUAGCUUGGGAGACUACACUGGCGACGGUGGUGAUGCCAGUCCACUGACAUUGAAAAGGAAGAAACGUUUUGCUCCAAUUCCAGAUAUAUAUCCAAGUGACGACGCAGGCUCUGGCAGCAUGGACAGCAUGGAAUACAGCGGCGACAAGCCCACCUGGAGUCCGGACAAGGACCAGUCCUGGAAUGACGGCAUGGGCGGCGGAAUGGGCGGCGGCAUGGGCUACCACCCCAGCACUAUGAUGGCUCCCCUGGUGCGGAUUCAGCUGUUCUUCGGCACAGUCAUGUCGUACGUGGCACGCGCUGAUUACCGGGGUCUGCGUUUGCCGGGCUGCUUCCCCGAGACGUUCAACGAUAACUUCCGACGGUUCGUCAAAGCCCUGCUGUGGCGCACAUCGCCGGUUCAGGAGAUCCCCGGUUACGAGGAAGUCAGCGAUGACUUUGUGGCCAACGUCAGAAGCAUGAUCAAGCAGUUCAGCUCCGGCGUCGAUAUUGAGUCGGCAUUGUUUAUGUUCCGACUACCCUACGAGUUCGACAAAGCAAUAGAGCGCUGGAUCGAGCGUCGCGGCGGCUUCAACUUGAUGAUGCCGCUGCAGCCGGACAUGAUACCCGGCAUGCUGGAGGAGGCGGUCCGCAUCGCCAACAACUUCACCGUCUACAGCUGGGAGGGCGACGUCGCCAUGAAGAACAAGAGCAUGGUGCUGCUGGGAAAGGUGGCCAGCGCGCUGCUCAAGACCAGACGGGACGAGGCGCUCGACAAGUUCGUACAGGCCUUCACUCAGGUGCACGCCCUUCUGGCCACCGGGGAGCUGGCGGAGGUGUCUGGCGCGCCCGGCAUGGAGCUGAACGAUAACGACAUAUGCAGACGGAUCGUGGAGAUGGCCGUCAAGGAGGACGCCGGCGGCAUGAACACACCCCUGCUGCUGAUGCGUGACGGCGACGUGUACUCGGUCCGCCCAUCCCCUCUGACCGAGGAACUCAUCUGGAAAAAGGUGGUCGCCUGCGAAUGUUCCCCCGGAGGAUGGUCCGGCGUGGCCUUCUAGGCUCGCAACAACGAGGAAUAACGCAAGGCGUCAGCUCCAGACCCAGUCUCGAGAAGAAUAAAAAAGAAAGGUCGAAUUCAGACAUUUGUAGAAGCAAUGAUUUAAGCGGCAUGGGAUUGCACGCCCCUGCGACCGUUCUUGUAGGCACAAUGCCUUAAUACAGGGCCUGAAUAGUUGACCGCUCCCCUAAGGUCCGAAUUCAGUAACCGGGCUGUUCUUUUAUCGGGCCCGCACCACACCUCACGAGAGGCGCCCAUGUUGCGAACAGGGUAGGGAGAUAGAGAGCUCGAGCCUUGCACACACCGUCCUUAUGCCUUACGUAUCGUAGCGCGGUGUAUCUGCAUAUUUAUCCAUAGAUGUAGUGUGGCCUGACAAUGGACAAAGUCGUCACUUGGUCUACAGGCGGUGAAAAUACGAACUGGGUUUGAGCAGUUAGGGCAGUGAAAAUGGAUUUGCGAUAUGGGGGUGAGGCUAGGCAACGGAUAGAGCUGUUGGAUUCGUGCACGGCUCGAAGAUUAUGUGUUAUUCUCUGGAAGUGUUAUAUAUAAUCGAUAUUUAUUUCGGUCGGAGUCCGGCGUCGUUGCGAGUGGGAACAUUGCUGUGAUACUGCGGUCGGCCGACCACCCGCGAUGGGCGCCUCACCCCUGCCUCCCAGCGGGCACAGCGGUUUGAGGACCACCACGGCGGUGGCGGACGACCCAGCACCCGGCCAGGCAUGCGCCAUAACUCUGGAUCGACGCACCUACGAUUUAACGCGAAAAUACGCCGCUGUUAAUGCGAAACAAGCACAGCUGUUGCACGUAUAUAUUCAAUUAAACUGAGCCAGCAGCGCUCCGUCUGUGUGCCUGCAUGUCUAUUGUCUAUAGUCUGGGAUGGCCACCCUCCGGCCCGCCCCAUCCGUCGCCGGGCGAGGGGUCAGAGGUCUAUCGCCUGGCGAAUUACAUUAUGGUCACGUUUGUUGUCC